UUAAAAAUACCAUUGCUACGUCCGUAAACGUUUUAUUCCGCCCAAGAAAAAUAUUUACGCCGCAGUUGUUGUAAUCAGAGAAGAAUUUCGCUCGAACCUUUCAAUUUCGUACGUGUAAAAAUUCACCGGUCGGACAUUGUAUAGGCGGUACCAGUUGCCCACACGUAAAAGCAAUAUCGUAUCCGCGCGAAAACACGGUCUCCUUGAGAAAGUUUCCAGUUUCCCCCCGCGGCACCCUUUUAAGCGAGCGCGCACAUCAAACGAAUUACGCGAUCCUGAUAAAUAGAUAAGAAUUAAACGCGAAGGUGCAGGCGCGAAGGAACCGCUCCAAUAGAUCAUCGUUGGAAGACAACGAGACUUUAUGACACUUUUCUUUCUCUUUUUGAUUAACACGAAGAAAACUCCGGUCCCGUUUCCGUCCGUCGGCCACCACGAUUCCGUGGUCCGUCGUAUCCAGGCCACGACAAUGGUGGUGGUCUUCCACCACUCCUCCCUCCUCCUCCUUCCUUCCGCCUGCACACACGGGGAUCCAGCCUGGGUUAUUAGCCCCGGCCUCUUCUAUGAUUAAUGCCCGCUGGACUUUGGAAAAUUGGCCGUGGCUGGACGAAAAAAAAAAAGAAACAAAAGAAAGAAGGGCGGAUAAAUGCGAGUCACGCGCGGGGACGUGCGUACGGGUGUUGAUGAAACCUCGUGGUAGGUGGUUUCGUGGACACGAAAAAGAAAGAGGGCGAGAGAGAGGGAGGGAGAGAGAGGGCUUACUGCCGAAGAAGAGCCGUCGCGGAUAAAGGGAACGACGGGUGGCAGCGGAAGAGUUCGCGUGUAGCUCGUAAAAUCCCCAUAGGUUCGUAACAUCCGGUAAAGCUCGGUCACACCUGAGCCCAUAAGCGGCAUCGAAUAUUAAUUAGAGUGGAUGUCAGUUUCGCUUUCCGUAGCGAUCGUGCGUCACGCCUUGUUUUCGUUACUGUCUUCGCUCCGUCUUCUUUCCCCUCUUCUUUCUUUCGACACAUCGACGCGAUUUCCGAGAAUAGGCGGCGUUAAAACGUGUAUCGCGCGUUGAACUUUAUAUACGAAUAUGUUGUCGAAAUGGAAUAUCGAAAAACAAAUCGUGCAACGAUUUUUGAGGAAAGAAAUUUCCUCCCCGUUGUGAAUAAGUUUGAAUUUGCAAAAUUAAAUUCUCUACACGAUGAAAUAGAGGAAUGCUACGUAUUAUCAGCAAUUUUUAAUAAAUAUUCGAGUGGCUUUACAUACGAAUAAAUUUCGAUCCUCCUUUUAAUUACUCCGUUCGCAAAUGCCGAAAGUGCGAAAUUCGGCGUUUCUCUUCUCCCCCUCGUUUCUCCUCUUUCCACACUUCUUUCGUCGCCGUGUCAUCGAUGCCCGAAGGCGACGCCCUUUCGCCCUUUUUUCCACUGCCUGUCCUCUCCCAACUCAGUUGUGGGGUGGCUUAAGGAAUGCGUCGACACACGUCUCGUGCGGAUAACGUUCGCGGGAACAAGGAAAGAAUUUUAGUGAACACCGACCCGUGUAACGCGACGGUUGAGAAAUGGUGGCGGUGCACGCCCAAAAUAGGACGUGGCGACAGCCACGGGCGGGGAAAAAAGAAAAAAGAAAAAUUGGGCGAGUGACGGAGCGAUAGCCUGCCACGGAGUGAUCUGUUAAUUGCCUCGCCCACGCUCGCGCGGGCCCACAAAAAAGGAUUGUCGUUUUUCCCUUGUUUCUAAGUUCGUCUCUCGCGAAGAUGUAGAAUGGGACGAAUCGCGAGAAGGAUCGAUGAAAACUUUCGCAAUUAAUCCAUCCUCGAUUAAUCGUAGGGGUAGAUCGGGUAGAUUGGGUAGAUUGCCGUCCAACUUUCUCCGAUAAUCCUGACGAUCGGUUUUGGUUUAAUGACAGCGGUCCUCCAACUUCUCCCUUGUAGAUUUUACCCUGAUGGGUAUUGCCAUUGUGUUUCGUCUCCAUCCUAGGGGCGGAAAAUUUAUUUAUCCAUUUCUCUUUGAACAGAAAAAAAAUUAACAAGUAACAGUUUCGAGUUCGUUCUUCGUUAAUCGCCGAGGAUAUAAGAUCUUCGAUAACGAAGUAAAAACUGCAGUUACAAUUUCGAAAAAUUGUUAUACAUAAAUCCACGUACGUGAAGAGCAUUUCGAGUACCUAGAAUGAUUUUCAAAGGGUCAAGCCGAGCUCGCAAAACCCUCCCGCGUUACGGGAGCGAUCGAUAAUUAUCAUUCUCAAAUGAUCGGCCGACGAUUAACAAACAGCUGCUCAUCUCACGAGGCCGGUGACCCUUUCCGGCUAUUGAUUUUUCGGAUUUGAAACCGCGAAGGGCCGAAACGGCUUCCACGGCUGCCGCUAGGGUAAAUAUUGGAUCGUUGAGUCUGACGUUGAUUGCGUGGAAGGGAACAAAUGUAAUUUUAAUCGGUGCUCGAGAGCGGACGAGAGGGGUCAGACACUGGGAACGUCGGGGCCGAAAGUUAGAACAAUCGUCCACGCGCGGCCGUCCUCGCGGGAAGUGGAUUAAAAUAUCGAUCCCCCGGCCGAUCGAUGAGGGGUGGUGGCGGCCGCUUCAUAGAAGCACGAGCGUGUUGUAUCGGGGUCAGUGGACACGUCGGUUGGCCGCGAGCCAACGUAAUAUCACUCUAUGUAUAUCGCCUCCGAUGAAAAUCGCGAAGCAGCCGUGCCGAUUUCUUUCUUUCUCGUCCCGAAUCGAGGAAGAAAGAUCCGUUUCUGGAAUACGAGGAUCGGCGAUUUUAUGGGACAGGCGAGUUUUCACGGAUUCGAGGCAAAGGAGAAUGUUCAUUGCAUUCGUUUCCGAUUUCAUCGUCGUCGAGUUUUGCGAGAGGAUCGAAGGGGAUAUCGAGAAGCUUCGUGACGAGCAACGUGGCGCAUGAUUUAAGCUUAAAUCGCUGCUAGGUGGGAGGAUUUGAUAAAUGUACGAAGUCGGCCGUGAAAUCGAUCUGACGGAUUUUUCCCCGUUUUCGAUACGCGGCGAAUGAUUCGUGUAAAUUCCCGCGAAACGCAAAAUCCAUUGUGUAUCGAGUACGACAAUGUACAACGAUGCGCGAUACGCAAAAAAAAAAAAAAAAAGAUUUCAGAAAUUAUUCGAGGAAUAGAUAGUAUAUUUUCGAGCGAGCGUGAAAUUUAACGCUCGAACGUAUAAUAACAUUUGAGGCACGAGGCGGGAAUUGUUUAUUUUUAUUCUUAAAGUGUUCGGUACGACCGUGGAUUUCAGUCGACACGAAUACAAACACAAGUCGGGCGAUCGAGUUUAGUACGCGGACGAACGCCACGCCGUACGGAAGCAUAAAUUCGUUCGAUAUUUAAUUCGUCGAGAAAAAGAAAGAAAGGAGGAAAUAUCGUGGAAUAAAGAAAAAAGAAAAGCGAUAUAAAAUACAUUCCAUCACGCGUAUACGCAAAUACGCUCGAUACGAAUUCAACUGUGCGUAAUAAUUUCCAUCUCAGCAGUAUCAACGAUCACGGACCGUAGUCACGACUAUUUAAAUCAGAAUUUCUGAAAUGAUAACUUCAUUUCCCACUCCCUAUAAAACUUUUCCAACUUUACCGUAUCUUUACCGUAUCUUUAUCACCUUGUCCCGAUGGGCUCUUAACCACUCGAAGACACGAAGGAGCUUGGACAAAUAAGGUGACGCGUGCAACGCGAGUGGAACGAUCGAACGUGCAUCAUCGUCCGAGUGUUAUUUCAUAUAUAUAUAUAUAUAUAUCGGUUCGAGUCGCGAGUCAUCGAGUUGUGGACGAAGGAUACAAUAACCGAGUGUGAUAGCCGCGAAAAGAUUUAACGAUCGACAGGACGAUGGGUGCAGUAACCUGCAGGGGCGUGACCAGGGCUUCUGGGCGCGACACGAUAUCGAUUCUACUUAACGAUAAGAGGACACGAGGCGAGGCGUGUGUCAUACGGAAAGGGAACGAACACACUUGGCCGACGACGAUACUUUCCUUUCGAAACGAACUCUCUCACGAUCCUCGAACGCGAAUUUUACGAUCGAUACCGGCUCCUACGAGAAGCGGCUCGUUCGACGUCAAGAUACUGCACUUACGAUCUAAUAUAGCGGAUAAACAUUGCGUUUCUCUUUGAUUGGUGAUUCAAAGUCGAGUCUUUUUUCUUUUUAACGACCGGUCGUUUUUUGAAAGAUGGAAACUUUAAAUUUUCCACGCGAAGUUACAAUUACUCGUUUUCUUUCUUAAUCUCUAAUCGAAUCGGAGCAAGAUCCUCGUUGUUCUUUCCCGUGAAAGUGAAGUUGAAGAAUCGACGCAGAAUUCAACAAAAUGGCGAGAAGUCAGUCAAGUAUGUUACAUAAUAGGGGGAAAAGGUUCGAGAAGAUUGGAGCUCAAAGGCGAGCGGUUCCUUUUAUCGACACGCAAAGCGUUCGGCAGAUACGGUUAUGAGAAGAGUUCGAUGACCAGUGGAUAGCGGACCAUCCAUCGACGCCACCAUGGACUACUACCUGCACACGUGCCUCAUCUUCUAUCUAUCGAUCCUCUGUUUCCGCGGAGGACGAACUAUAGACAUAUCACAAUGCAUCGCGCCCCUGGGGAUGGAAUCUGGUGCGAUUCCCGAUGCAGACAUCACAGCGAGCUCGAGUUUCGAUAGCGGAAACGUCGGUCCGCAUCACGGACGGCUGAAGCAGGAGAGCCACGGAGGUGCCUGGUGCCCGAAGCUGCAGAUCACCACAGAGCCACGCGAGUGGUUGGAAAUCGAUCUUCACACGGUCCACAUGAUCACCGCCACAGGCACUCAGGGCCGCUUUGGCAACGGCCAAGGUGUCGAAUACUCGGAGGCGUAUAUGCUCGAGUAUUGGAGGCCGAAGCUCGGCAAGUGGGUCCGGUACAGGGACGUGCGGGGCGAGGAGGUGAUCGACGGGAACAAGAACACGUACCUGGAGUCGAAGCACGAGCUGGAGCCACCAAUGUGGGCGAGCAAAGUCCGCUUCUGGCCUUACAGCUACCAUCGUCGCACCGUUUGCAUGCGGGUGGAACUGUACGGUUGCCCGUGGAACGACGGUAUCGUGUCGUACUCGAUGCCCCAGGGCGACAAACGCGGCAACUGGGAGUUCUUCGACGCCACGUACGACGGUUACUGGGACGGCCAGCUUCUGCGUGGACUUGGACAGUUGACGGACGGCAAGAUCGGGCCCGACAACUUCAAGAUGAGCUACUACGAUUACGACAGGGGUCAGGGAUGGGUCGGGUGGAGGAACGACACCAGGUCCGGCCAUCCGCUCGAGAUCAAGUUCGAGUUCGACCACGUGAGGGAGUUCUCGGCCGUGCACAUAUUCUGCAACAAUCAGUUCACCAAGGAUGUCCAGGUGUUCUCCGAGGCUAGCAUAAUGUUCAGCGUCGGUGGCAAAUAUUACACGGGCGAUCCGAUCGUGUACUCGUACAUGGAGGACAGGAUCUUCGAGCACUCGAGGAACAUAUCGAUCAAGCUGCACCAUCGAAUCGGCAAGUUCGUUAAGCUGAGGUUCAGCUUCGCCUCGAGGUGGAUCAUGAUCAGCGAGAUCACGUUCGACUCUGAUAUCGCUCACGGGAAUUUCACCCCGGAAUCACCGCCCACGACGGAAGCCCCGAGACUAAGGGAUCGAAUCUCGGCGCGGGACAAUCCUUUGCAAGCCGAGGUUCCAGUCGUGAAGCAAGACGAUUCGAAUUACAUGGCCGUGAUCAUCGGCGUUUUAACAGCGGUGAUCCUCCUGCUCGCAGUGGCCAUUUUCUUGAUAAUCACGCGGCACAGGCAACGAAAGAACUUCGCGAGCCCGCUGGGCACCAAGACCGCGAUCCCGUCGAGCAAUCAUCAACACCUGUCGCCCGAAUCCGCUUACGGGACAACGGAGAAAGAUCCAUCGUUGAUGACGUACAGGGUGGAGGAGUUGGACGAUCGAUACGCUGGAACCAAGCUGACCACGCUUCCACGGGAUCUGAACGAUCGUCUGCUGGGGGACGUGAGGCUGGACGAGUAUCAGGAGCCAUUCUACGAGAACAAGCACAGGGAACCGCCUCAUGCCGCUUAUUACGGGUAUAGCACCGUCGUUAUAGACAACAAGGAUCUUCACGACAACGUUGAGCAGUCUGAUGCCACAUACGACUACGCGGUACCGAUGCCUGUGCCUAGUGUGAGCAGCGAUCAGGACAGCGUUUUCUCCAAGUCUUCAUCGAGGGGUAGCGCGAAGGCGUGCUUGCAGAGCUUCUUCCCCCCGCCCCCGCCCCCGAUGAGCGCGCCACCCCCACGAGGAUCCAGUAAUCUCACGUACUCGAACCCGCCGAGCCCGGAACCAGUUUGCGAGCGCGAGCGCAGAGGAAGCAAGCGCCGCGAGCACUCGAUGCACAGAUACGCGUAAGGACACGCCACCAGCUACCACACGCCACACUCAAGGCUGCUCCACACCGCCGGAUCGAAGGUACGCGACAACAAGGUUCGCCCAUCGUUGACAAAUCGAGAGAUCCUUCGGCAUCCGCACGACCCUUCCCCGUUCCCCUUCCCCAAUCUUCCACUUUCUACUCGAUCCUCGAUCAACGAUCCCCGUGAAAAGAGAAAGAAGAAGAAGAAAAGGAAAGAGAAACACGCGGGCGAUGGAUGGUGAAAAAAAGGCGUAGCGUGAAAAAAGCGCAGCUGAGAGGAAGAAGAGGAGGAAGGAGGCGAAGAGGAGACGGAUCGACGAGUUUGUGUGCGAGAUCGAAGAAGGGGAGGACAUUUUGGCCCCCAAACUUUCGCUCUACCUCUCUUUCUCUCUCUCUCUUUCUCUCUCUAUCUUUCGAGCGGUCCAAUUAAUAGAAAAGAAAGAAAGAAGGAUAGCGAGAUCGUGGUAGAAUAUAUACAUAUAUAUGUAUAUAUAUACAGCCAACUCGGUUCUCGAUCUCAUCGAAAAAUCUUUCUACGACGAGCACUGCCAUUCGCGCACUUUCCAAGCGUAUUAUAUACCCUUGGUGUAGUAGAGUAGAGGCGUACAUCCUCGAGUGGAGCGCGCACAAGAGGACGACUCAACCUACUCGUAGUAGGUAGGUAGGUAGGUAGGUAGGUAGGGGACGCGUAACCGGAGUUGUAACUACAAUUGGCAUAUCAGUUUAACGGCGAGAGACGACUCCUCUCUGGAAAUUCGGAAACUGCUCGCCUGGCAACUCUUCUCCCGCCUUCAACCUGUGUGGAAAUCAAAGCCUCGAAGAAACGAUGUGCCGAUGUGCCAUCUCUAUUUUCUGCCAGUUUUAACAGGGUUCGCGAAUCGAUGCAUAUCGAGCGAAUUUCGCUAUACGACUUCGCUCGGUUGAACUGUCCGAUCUAGAAAUUUCGAAAUGCCCGUCACUUUUUCUAUAGGAUAGAUUUAGGCUACGUCCUUUUCCAGAGCUUUGUAAUUUCAUUUCGAAAGAGUCAAAGGACCUCGUGAAAGUGGUUCCAGAUAAUUCUAGAUACGAACAUUUUGAUCGAGGGUUCGUGAGAAAAACGAUCUUUGCCCAAUCACAACCAAGAUUCCUCGCAAUUUUGUGAAUUGAUUAAAAAUAUUGAUCGCAAAUAUUAAUCUUCCGCAACGUAAUCAAGAUACGAUAAAAAAUACAAUAUUUCCUUAUGGAGGAUUUAAAUUUCUUCAAGAUUUUAAAAAAUACAUCCCGUUCUUUUGGGAAAAGAAGAAAUCGUUACGUUUUUAAUUACGAAUCCUUCCACGCAAUAAGCGAUUGCCAUUUGCUCGAUAUGCAAACUCUUGCAAUAAUUCAAUCGUGUUCGAAUCGAUCUACUGCGAAUUUUUUAUAUACACGUUAGGGAGUAACGAGGCUUCGAUUUCACGGUCACAUCGCAAUUUUCGUCGAAAUCUUUUUUUUCCAAAAAAAAAAAGAAAAAGAAAAAGAAAGAAAGAAAGAAAGAAAGAAAAAAGAGCAACGUUUCUCAAACAACCUUUCUCUACUUUUCCGCCGAGAUGAACUCUUCCCCCCACUCCCCCGACUGGGGAAAUACGCGCGAAAAAGUUAUCCCGCAACCUUUCCUCCAUCCCCUUCCCUAAAUUCCAAACUCGGAGUGAGUUACACAAGGUUCAGAAGUUCCCAGGGAGUGGAAACGGGGUGGAGGGGUGGGGAGAAAAGGGAGAGGGAGCAAGGGGAGGGGGGAAGAGCAAAGGUAAAGAGAGUCAUAUUUUUCGUUGAUACUGCCUCGCGUGUUCUUUCCAACGUUUUUCCACAACGCUGCCACAUUUCUUCCGCGUCGGUAAAAAGCGCGAGCCGCGUUAGCAGCUUCGUUAGCAGGGAGGCUGCCGUGUUCCUCCUUACGAGGGGGGGAAGGGAAUCCAGAAGAAAUUGCGACUCGCGUGGCGCUGAAAAGAAAGAAAUAAAGAGGAAGAAAAGAAAAGAAAAGAAAAGAAAAAAAUAAUAAAACGGUAGCCGCGAUAAGGAAGGAAGGAAGGGAAACCGAUCUGCGAGGGAAGGAUUUCCAGAAGGAGUCGCGCGUGGUUUAAUGGUUUCGUCUGUACGGCGCGCAUGUGCGAGCGGAUCGAGCUCGCUAUCGAUUCGUGGCGAGCGAUAAAACGAGAGGGGUUAAAAAAAUAAAAAAGAAGAUCCGUUGGACGAAGAAGAAGAAGAAGAAGAAGAAACGGAGAAAGUAUACUCUUUACUUUCGCUUUUCUUCUUUUUUUUCUUUUUUUUUUCUUCGUUCCUAUAAGAUAUUUAUUCGACUUGGCGCGAGACUUCCAACUCGCGAACGAUAAUAAUUAAUUACCGGUUAAUUGUUUCCGGUAGUGCGGAGUAUAAUAAUUCAGGUGACGGUUCCACGAUGACUGGAAAAAAAAGGGGAAAAAAAGGGACGUCAGGUAUUGUCGUGGCACAGGAACGAGGAUGGAAAGAAAGGAGAGACGGCAACGCGUGGAAGAUCGACGCGGUGAUAUCGAACGGUAGCCGUUUAAGAGGGAAAGGCAAGAAAGGUACAGGCUAAAGGGGAGGAGGGAAGGGAGGAAAGAUUUGUGGGGAGAUGGAGAACGUUAGCGAGCUUCGAUCCCCGCCUCACACAACAAGACUGACGUCAAAUAAAUAAUUGAAUAUCCCGAUAUUGUGCUAUGUAAUACGCGCAGAUAGGCGCGUGUACACGCGCGCAUGCGCGCGUAUUUCGUCGUAUUAUUUAUUAUAUAUCGCGGCAUAUAGCGCCCCGUAAACGGAUCUUUAAUUUAUAUACGUAUUAUACAUACACGCGUAUAUAUGUAUAUAUAUAUAUAUAUAUAUACAUAUGAAUAUGCGAGGGAGGAAAGAAGAAUAAAAAAUAUAUAUAUAUAUAUAUUAUAAAUAGAUAUAUAAAUACAACAAAAGAUAACGCGGUAAUUAUCGUGCGUCGGCGGAUUUUAAGCGUAAUAAUAUAACGAUAUAUAUAUAUAUAUUGUAUAAGCCCAACUUUAUUUCUCUAUCACUACCGACAUCGCCUUCAUGCAACGAGGAAAAAAAAAAAAAGAAAAGAAAAGAAAAAAAGAAAUCGAGGGAUUUAACCGACGUAAGGAAUCGACAAUACAGGGAUGAGACAACAAUAAUUAAAUACAUGUGUACGUAAAUGAUGAAAGAUUAAAAAGAAAAAAAAAAAGAAAAAAAAAAGAAAAAAAAAGAGAAAUAACGCGAGGAAUAAUGGUAAAUAGGCACGGUGUUUCACGAAGCGAGGAUGGAGAGAAACCGACCACAUUGUGAUAUAUUAAGAAAAACUAAAUAAUAAAGUAAAUCGAUUGAACAAACGAAGGGACGAAGGCAGAGACAAAUUUACGCGAGCUUUCGUUGAGGAGAAGGCUGUUCGUUGAGAAUUUCACGACACCCCCCCCUAUUUCUCACUCCCCAUUUUAAUUCGAACUAUCCUCGAGACGACAAUGUGUAUAGAACGCUUGCAAAAUAUACAUAUAUAUAUAUAUUUUCGAUUUACAUACACACUUUCACACACAUAUACACAUAUUUCGAUCCUUUAUAGAUCUACAUACAUAUGAGAUAUACAUUUCCUUUACCUCGUGACAAAACGAAAGAUCGUCUUUAAGAAGAGAUUGUUCAACGAAAAGCUCCUCUCACUCUCUGGACACACGCGUGUAGCAUCUGACAACGAUCGGGAAAAACUUUACCUAUGUAUAUUUAGUGUUUAAUCGUCGCCACCGUAGAACGUUAAAGGUAAAUCGUAAGAGUGACAGCUUCGAGUGCUUCGAGUGUAAAUAUAACCGUUAGGGACCUCGUGACACACGUACAACACGUACACACUCUCUCACCUAUACACACACCUUUCAAGCGCCUUAAGUUGGGGGGAAGGGGGCACUGAGCAAAUAACUUGGUCGCAAUAAUAAUCGUCGUUUUCUUGCUCGCUCUUUCAGUCGUUGUUGUCUUUUACCUUUCAUUUUUAUCAAUGACGAAAGAUCGAAGGGGGAAAAGAAACGUAAUAAUUGUAAUAAUAUAUAUAUAUACAUAUAUAUAUAUAUAAAAUGAUGGUUCGACGAGAAAAAGAUAGAGAAGAGAAGAGAAAGAGAGAGAGAGAAAGACCUAUCCUUUCAAGCUUCUCUUUCUCUCACCCUCAAAUUCGUCGCAACGAUGAAAAACUUUUCAUCGUAAAGCGCGUGUUUCGAUCUUCGUUAUAUCACGGAUCCGUUUCCCGUCGACAGGGAAAACGGAGAUUCCUUAUCGUGGGGCAAUUUUUCACCAAACUUCUGCAAUAACCGAGCAUUAAGUACCUUGAACUUCUCGUGCACUUCCAUAGCGCGCCUAGCCAGUCAGUUCUUUCGAUAAUCGUCAAUUUAUCUUAAAGCGUGCACAGACGGUGAAAGGGAACACGCGCCGACUAUCCGUUAAAGAGGAAUUAAAUCAAUAACUUGAGAGAAUCGAAGAAGCUUUUCGAGAGAUUCGGUGACUUAAAAAGUAGAAGGGGGGGGAAAAAAGGGAAAGGGGGAUAUAAAGGGGACGAAGUGAAAAAUAAAAGAACGGGUGAGUGAAAGAGGAUCGUUAAGUAAGGUGCUCACACAUACACUCUCUCUCUUUCUCUCUCUUCUCUUUAGGAUACGAGGAGGAAGAUAAAGAUGACGAAGGACGGUACUUUCGUGCCUGCUCGCAAGCGUACUUCUUAGGAUACUUUAUGGUUCCUUUGUGCAGCGGAGCUGCAUGCUGCCGACAUGUCAAUGACAACGGUGCGCGCCGAGUGUGCACCGAGAUCGUCGCGAUAUCGCACGCUCGUUCUAAAUCGUCCCUCCAACUUCUCCGCACUGGCCUUAUUCACCCGCGUUUUAUUAAACUUUAACACUCUCUCACGAACGAGAUUCGUUGCGUUUUAUCCUCGCACCUAGAGGGAUAAUACUCUACAUCCACCGCGAUCUCACAGAGGCAGAGGCGAUAAUUCUUCUCGAAAUCGUAAUAAUCGCGAGAUAACGCGGGAGUUGGAUCACCUCCUCCUCUCUAUUCGCGAGAUGCCACUAAACCUUCCGAGCUAGCUGUUUAAAUUUCUACGUACAGGAGGGAAAAAACGGGAGAAGAAAUCGUGCUCCUUUUUCCUUGUCGCACAACAAUUUUCUUUUAGAAAUCCUAUUCGAAAGAAGGAAUUUUUAAAGAACAGUUAGAACAGUUCACGGAAUACAGAGUGUAUAGGAGUCUAACAGAGAAUUAGAAUUCCUUUCCGACCGAAUCUCCACCAUCUUCCUAGACUUUCGAUCGAAUCCCAUACGAUUACCAUACCGCCGCGACUCCUGUUUCCUGUGGCGCGCCUCUUUUAUGAGCCUGUAAUCUUUUAUUCCGCCGCCGAUGCGACAUCGAUACACGGUCCGGCGAUAUCGUUCAGAGAUACGGAGUAAGAUCGGUUCUGCAUCGUUGGCGGACGAAAGGAAACUCGCGCCCAUAAAUCAGGGACGUUACAACCCUUUUUUUUCGACCGGCGUGGAGAAAUGCGGAGGAGGAGGAGCGGAAGUUCGAUAGCUAAAAGGGAAGGGAAGGGAAAAACUGGCCCAUCUUUUAUUCGACGAUGUACAAGUGCGUGCGCUCGCGAUCAGGGAGGAUUAAAAAGAAAAUGGAACGAGGCUUUGAACAAGGUAUUAUGCAACGGUGGAGUAAUCUCUGCAAGAGUAGUAACUCGGUCGUGGUGGAGAACGGAGAUGAAAUUAUGCGUCGAUAGAUUCGAUAGAAUUUAACAGAUUGUUUAUAUAUAUAUAUAAUUUGGAGGGAAGGAUUUGAAUUUGAACGAGGGUGGUUGAGAAUUGAAGUGAAAUUUAUCCAUUUUAUUUUGUUAUUGGGAAUUAGAUUCGUGUAAAUAAUAGUUUAGAAAAAUAACUCCGAAGAUGUACAAUCAGUCAUCCUUAUGAAAAUUUGUCUAACCAGUUAUAAUGUAUAUAGAAUAAUUUUUUUAUUAAUGGAAUAUUACUUUGAAGAGAGUGAAAUCGAUCCCUAAAGCAUUGAUAUUCGUGAAUGAUGAAAAUUUGAAGAUUAAUUUCGAGCACGAAGAGAUUUUACAUUUUGAGAAUAAAUUGGAAAUUUGAAUCAAAUUUUUCAAGAUAACGUAUGAAAAUUAUUUAUGCUUCUAUGAGUAAACGAUAUCAAUUGAUACUUGUGAUCGAAAUUAUAACGACAGUAGAUGCAAUUGGAUAAUAGUUGGAAACGUCGAUCUCGGUACUAAUUCUCGGUUCAGUUCGAAACUCCAUGGAGACGAACGCUCGAUGUCUCUGAAUAAAAUAUAAAACGAGAACGCCUCCCGGUGAGAAGUUGUUGCGUUGACCUGAGCUACCUGAGUCAUUCGGCAUCGAUCGUGCAAAUAUGAGCGAUGUUGGGUGUUUACAUGCAGCUGCACAAGCACACGCGAAACGCGACGAGCACGCACGAGAAUUUUGGAAACAUCAACAACAACAACGAUCGUGUUUAUAUAUAUAUAUAUAUAUAUAUAUUAUAUCAUAGUUUUUAACAGGGACGACGAUUCUACGGAUAUACAUAUAUAUAUUGUAUUCUCGCCACCCCGAAACUAAUAAAUGCGCCGCAUUAUCUCUCAAUAUGUAUAUAGCGAUUGUAAUUUAUACAAAUAAAAAAAAAAAAUUAUGUGUAAUAACGUAUUAUAUAAAUAAGCCUGUCGAGACACUGGAAGACGCGACCACUUUUGUACAUAACAUUGUAACAUAUAGCGGUUAAAAUGUAAGAGAGGAAACAAGUGAGAGUGCAGCGAAGAAGGAGAGGGUGAAAAUUUGCAUUUAAGAAUAAGGCGCGGAAUGAGUGAUGGCGAAGGAAUGGAGGUAAUAAUAACGAUGAAAACGAAAAUAAUAAUAAUAAUAAUAAUAAUAAUUAAUAAUUAAUAAUUAAUAAUUAAUAAUAGUAAUAAUAAUAAUAAUAAUAAUAAUAAUAAUAAUAAAAAGAUACCACUGUGAGUGUAAUUAUAAUUGAUCAAUAGUAAUAACGAAUACCGGAUGCAUAUUUGAUAUUUGUGUGCCUGUAUCCUUUUGUAUGCUAACGAGAUAGAACGAAAAAUAAAACUAUACAUAUUAUAUUGUACUAAUUGCGACGUAGGGGGAAAAAAAAAACUACGAGUAAACGAGGUGUAAUGUGCACACACACGCGUACACACACACACACAUAUACAUACGAGUACACGUGAAAACACACGUACACACAAGUAUACACGCGAACUAAACAGAGGAAAAAUACACACCCUUCCAAGUUGCAUAUACACACGAGAAGAUACACACAUACACAGAGUAGACUAUCUGUCCUGGGUUGGACGAAAAUAAAACUUUUAGCGAAGCGAAA
Molecule: messenger RNA, 13692 nt
Organism: Apis cerana (Asiatic honeybee)
Lineage: Eukaryota; Metazoa; Arthropoda; Insecta; Hymenoptera; Apidae
Product: discoidin domain-containing receptor 2
Source: RefSeq, a predicted model, not a curated record